AAAGUGUAUCAAGUUGGUUUGUUAAAACCUUCAAAGAUGGCGGUCUUCUUGGAUGGUUUGCUGUUCUGGGUUUAUUUUCAUCAUGGAUAGCGUGGAUAGGAUUGAUUAAGGGUCUUGCUGUGAUGUUACCAACUCUACAAGAACAAUUCAACGCUUCGACUUGGUUAGUUGGCUGGAUGAUUGCUAUUAUAGACGCCAGUAUGCAGAUUUCAGCUUUAUUUGCCUCUCCACUACGAGAGAAACUAGGAGUGCGAGUUGUGGUCAUGGUGAGUGGGUUACUCGUCGGUGGUUCGCUGAUAGCUUCGGCUUUUGCUACCAGUUUGUCUCAGAUAACGGUUCUUCUCACUCUAGCUGCCGGUCCUGCAGUUGGUUGUUCACUUGUUGUAAGUAAAGAGUUGGUUGGACGCUGCUUUAGCGAAGCAAGCACAACGGCUUUCGGCGUGGGAAUACUUGGUGGUUCCAUUGCCUUCGUCACCUGCGUGCCCUUAACGCAAUUCUUCUUGGAUAUCUACGGUUGGAGGGGAACCAUGCUGCUACUUGGUGGGAUUUUGUCUCAUCUUGCUGUCUGUGGAGCUUUGAUGAAAGAACCCGCUGUAACAAGAAUUAGGCCCAAUGACGAAUAUCAAACAGUUGCUUUAAAUGAAGACACCGGUGAUGGAGAAGCAACAUCAAACAGCCGUUGUUGCUCUUGUUUUAACAGUGUUCACUCAUUCAUCAGCCAGACUUUCAAGCUUGGUUUAUUCUCCUUACCAUCAUUUUGGCUAAUAAUCUUCAUGUACAACAUUUGGAUGAUGAUGAACACAGCUUGGGUCAUAUAUUUUGUUGUAUACACAACCGAAUCCAAGGGGUUUUCACUUGGAGACGCAUCCAACUGUGUCGUCAGUUAUGGAAUUGGGAGAAUACUUAGCACGUGGAUAGAAUUGAUUAAGGGUCUUGCUGUGAUGUUACCAACUCUACAAGAACAAUUCAACGCUUCGACUUGGUUAGUUGGCUGGAUGAUUGCUAUUAUAGACGCCAGUAUGCAGAUUUCAGCUUUAUUUGCCUCUCCACUACGAGAGAAACUAGGAGUGCGAGUUGUUGUCAUGGUGAGUGGGUUACUCGUCGGUGGUUCGCUGAUAGCUUCGGCUUUUGCUACCAGUUUGUCUCAGAUAACGGUUCUUCUCACUCUAGCUGCCGGUCCUGCGGUUGGUUGCUCACUUGUUGUUAGUAAAGAGUUGGUUGGACGCUGCUUUAAUGAAGCAAGCACAACAGCUUUUGGCGUGGGAAUACUUGGUGGUUCCCUUGCCUUCGUCACCUGCGUACCCUUAACGCAAUUCUUCUUGGAUAUCUACGGUUGGAGGGGAACCCUGCUGCUAUUUGGUGCGAUUUUGUCUCAUCAUGCUGUUUGUGGAGCUUUGAUGAAAGAACCCGCUGCGUGCAACUUCUCACCUUGCUCUAGUCUGGCUGCGAAGACGCCGUCCAGUCAGCCUUUGAUGGAGAUGUCCACUGUCUCACUGUGGUGGCUCUACUCGCUCAAGUCUGGCCACGAAGACGUCGUCCAUCCAGACUCUGAUGGGAGGUGUCCACUGUCUCACGGUGAUGGAUCUACUCGCUCUAGUCUGGCUGCGAAGACGCCGUCCAUCCAGCCUCUGAUGGAGAUGUCCACUGUCUCACGUCUGGCUGCGAAGACGCCGUCCAUCCAGCCUCUGAUGGGAGGUGCCCAGCUAACAUACGUUGAGCCAACGUCGGUGGACGUCGGCAAAGUCGGCAUCAAAAAACAGACGUUAAAUGUCAGUGUUUAA
Molecule: messenger RNA, 1781 nt
Organism: Asterias rubens (European starfish)
Lineage: Eukaryota; Metazoa; Echinodermata; Asteroidea; Forcipulatida; Asteriidae
Product: monocarboxylate transporter 13-like
Exons: 8
Coding region: 123-1781 (552 amino acids)
Biological process (GO): monocarboxylic acid transport; transmembrane transport
Molecular function (GO): monocarboxylic acid transmembrane transporter activity
Source: RefSeq, a predicted model, not a curated record